GAAAUGAUUCUCAGCCCAGGCUGCUGAAUAACCUGAAUCCUUCGCGCGAAAUGAUAGAUUACUAUAAUAAUCAACGUGCGCUGGCGGCGUGGGAACAUAUCCACACGUUCUACUUCUACUCCCUGAUUCCCUUUCUCGACUCUUGGACGCUCUCUCACCCCAUUGUCAACUCAAUUUCGCAAUGAGGUUUCCGACAUUGCUCGUGGUGAUUUUUGCCAGCAUCACCGGUCGGUGCUGCGGCUACAGGCCCGCCAAGAUAGAUAAUCUCAUUGUUUUCGGCGAUAGCUACUCGGACGAAGGCCGAUUGGCCUACUUUUUCGCUCACAACAACACCGCACCACCCGUGGGCCUUUACAUCCCGGAAUCGAACGUGACAGCGAGCGGCGGGAAAAGCUGGCCGCAACUUGCCUCUAAGAAACUUGGGGCCACGACGUUUAAUUAUGCGGUAACCGGCGCUGUAUGCACUGAUAUCUUUCCGGACACGCUGCCCUCCGUCAAGGAGUAUGAGGUGGAGGCUUUCGCGGCCGACACGUCCUACGUCAAUCCCGCCACGGGCAAUAACACGUUGUACAAGAACCGGCAGCCGGACAAUACCGUGUACACUCUGUGGAUUGGCGCUAACGAUCUCGGCGUCGGCGGGUUCCUCACAGAUUCGCAAGAGCCUGCCGGUAGCACUAUCAGCGAUCUCAUAGAGUGCGUGUGGCCAACCUUCGACCUCAUCUACAAGCUGGGCGGGCGCAGGUUCGUGCUCUUCACCGAAGUGCCCCUGAACCUGGCGCCGCUGUACCGGACGCCGGAGCACGGCGGCUCAGGCGACGUGCCCCGCUGGCCCGACAAGCUGGCGCACAACACGACGGAGUACGAGCAGAAGAUCCUGGAGUACACGACGCUGGUCAACAAGAUCUUCGCGUACGGCGUCCCGCUGCAGCAGUACGUCCAGCGGCGGUGGCCCGGCUCCGAGUUCAGCCUCUUCGACACGCACCAGCUCAUCGAGGACAUCUACGCCGCGCCCAACAAGUAUCUGGACGCGCCCGCGAAUGCCACCGGGUACUAUGCGCAGUGCGCCAACCCCAUGGACAUAGCACACACGGACUGCACGUUCUCGUCAAACCCGUUGUCGAGUUUCUUAUGGUUCGACGAACUUCACUUGUCGCCCAAAGCUCAUGAGUACAUCGCCACGGAAUUUGUCAACGUCUUGAAUAGGACAUCCAAAUACGGUCUCUACUACUAGGACCUAUCUUACAUACUAUCUUAAUUAUGGACAUACACACUCUAUAUAUAUAUAGGUACAUAUCUAUUCGACUUACUGGACAGCCAUUUAUAUAUAUCACUAUUUGUAUAUAGUGCAGGAAAUAUCUCACUGCUGCCGAUUUACUACCUGCCUAGUUAGGAGGAAGGUUUCUUGGAAACCGGCUGGAUAUAAAUGUAAUUAAGGACAUAAUAAUUCCCUGCCUACCUACCUAAAGGUACUUCUCACUUAAUGAAAGAAAUUUCAACCCACA
Messenger RNA from Hypoxylon fragiforme, 1502 nucleotides. Its product is annotated as carbohydrate esterase family 16 protein. NCBI's taxonomy places the organism in Eukaryota, Fungi, Ascomycota, Sordariomycetes, Xylariales, Hypoxylaceae. The record is from RefSeq and is a predicted model, not a curated record. Bases 182 to 1231 code for a protein of 349 amino acids. The transcript is spliced from 4 exons. Gene Ontology annotation, molecular function: hydrolase activity, acting on ester bonds.